AUGGGCAGUUGGACGUUGGCCAUCUCCCACAAAUCGUCGAAUCAUGGCGCUCCUCCCAGGUUGAUCGUGCUAUUCGCGUUGUUGGUGUCAUGGCUGGGUUUGGUGGAGGCGAUGCGGCCCAGUCGCAUUGCCGAGUUGAGGCAGGAGACGGUCGAUAUGUUCUAUCACGGCUUCGAUAAUUACAUGAAUAUUGCCUUUCCCGAAGACGAGUUACGGCCCGUCUCUUGUACGCCGUUAACUCGAGAUCCCCUAAAUCCGCGAAAUAUCGCGCUCAAUGACGUCCUCGGGAACUAUUCCCUAACUCUCAUCGAUAGUCUUUCGUCCCUUGCCAUACUUGCCUCUGCGCCGCCCGAUAAAAAGAAUACUGGGCCGAAAGCCCUAAGUGAUUUCCAAGAUGGUGUAGCUGCGUUGGUCGCACAAUACGGUGAUGGACGGCCCGGCCCGUCAGGUCAGGGUGCUCGUGGUCGUGGAUUUGAUGUUGACAGUAAGGUCCAAGUCUUCGAGACGGUGAUAAGGGGUGUUGGUGGACUACUUAGUGCCCAUCUUUUUGCUGUUGGGGAGCUACCCAUAUCUGGCUAUGACCCACGGAUAGUAAUCAACGACGACGGUGAUACCUAUAUUGAAAACCAUCCUAUCCCCUGGCCGAAUGGAUUCAAGUAUGACGGGCAGUUGUUGCGGCUGGCCCUCGACUUAGCACAGCGCUUGCUUCCGGCCUUCUACACUCAGACCGGGCUACCCUACCCACGUGUUAAUCUUCGUCAUGGGAUACCGUUCUAUCUGAACUCUCCACUCCACGGGAACAAUCUAGAUUCAAAGCCACCCGAGGAUACUCCCGAAAUCACGGAAACGUGCAGUGCCGGGGCAGGUAGUUUAGUGUUGGAGUUCACAGUGCUGAGUCGCUUAACCGGAGACCCAAGGUUUGAGCAAGCAGCUAAGAGGGCGUUCUGGGCCGUGUGGUCGAGAAGAAGCAAUAUCGGCCUUAUUGGUGCCGGCGUGGAUGCCGAAGGAGGCCAUUGGAUCGGAGGAUUCUCCGGGAUAGGUGCUGGGAUCGACAGCUUCUUUGAAUAUGCUCUCAAGACUUAUAUCCUGUUGUCGGGUCAGGAAUUGCCGAAUCGGACAAUGCCUCAAGGUCAUGACGGGGAUUGGCUUGACCCAAACCAGAUAUAUCAUCCACUCUCAGACGAGGAUAAUUCCGCCGACUCUUUUCUGCAAGCUUGGCACCAUGCUCACGCUGCUAUCAAACGCCACCUUUAUUCCGGUCUACAUCAUCCGCAUUAUGUGAACGCGCAUAUGUCUACAGGCUCACCACAAGCCUAUUGGAUCGAUAGUCUAGGCGCAUAUUACUCUGGUUUAUUGGCGCUCGCUGGGGAGCUUGACGAAGCUAUCGAGACACAUCUAGUUUACACUGCUCUUUGGACCCGAUACUCUGCCCUCCCAGAGCGGUGGUCUGUACGUGACGGCCACGUUGAAGGGGGUCUCGGCUGGUGGCCUGGCCGUCCAGAAUUUAUCGAGUCCACCUACCACUUGUAUCGUGCUACUCGAGACCCUUGGUACCUUUAUGCGGGCGAGAUGGUCUUGAAAGACAUCAAUAGGCGAUGCUGGACAAAGUGUGGUUGGUCCGGCUUACAAGACGUACGCACCGGAGAGAAGAGUGACCGAAUGGAGAGCUUCUUCUUAGGGGAGACUGCUAAAUACUUGUAUCUCCUCUUUGACCCAGAUCAUCCCCUCAACAAGCUUGAUGCUUCAUACGUGUUCACCACAGAAGGACAUCCAUUGAUCAUCCCUCGAAAGAAAGCCCAUCGUCCGGUGCGUAAAAUGGUACCAGAGCAAGCUGUCCAGCCAUACUUCGACGCCCAAUUCACCAAUACUUGCCCUCGUCCACCAGUUCUACCUCCAUUGACCAGUUCAGCUGUUACUGCCAGGCCUGACUUUUAUAACGCGGCAACUCUGAUCCGGCUUCAUCAAAUUCCAAACAUACACGGCUUAGAAGGUCCCAUCGCAAAACUAAGCGGUUCAAAAUCACAGAUAAGACUACAGGAGAGGCCAAAGGAAAACUACACCUAUUUUCCUUGGACAUUACCUCGUUACAUGCUUCCAGCUGACGGAGUCUGUGCUGUAACAAAACAGGCUCAGACAUCAGUAAUCGAAUUCCCUUCCGGUUCUCAACAGUCAGUAGGUAGUGCCUUCAAUCUCAUGUUUGGCGGCCAUAACCUUGUUCGCAUGGGGAGCGAGGGCAUUGCGAUUAAUAAUUUGGCCGGCCUAAAGCUGGCCCUAAUUGUAGAGGAGCCCCCAGAGACGACCGAACGAGCUUGGAGAGUCUACAGUAUUGGCAGCUUACCUCUGGGCCGAGAUGAAAAAGUUUUCAUUACCCGCGACGUCCUCGAAGACAUGUCGGACCCGCUGUUCCAUCGCGUUCGCGACUCAGUCAUCGUCGACAUUCUUCUACAGAUCGAAAUCCCUCUCGAACCAUCAGAGCAUAAUUCUUCCUCCCCGGAUCCAGAACCCCCUCUCGAGUCACAAUCUACCAUUGAGCUUGAAAGUGACUCCGCCGUCGGCAUGUUCAGCUCCUUCCUACAACAGAUCACGUCCGCCCUACGCGAACCAGUCGCCACCUUUGGCCCAGAACCCGUACCCCAACCAAAGUUCAAGUACGUCGAACUACCGGCCAUCACGCCCGUAGGUAAGGGCGCCGCUCCCUUACCCGACGUCCGCGAGGCACCGAACCCCCAAACGAACGGCGUUAUUGAAUCGCUUUCGUGGCAACGCAUCUUCUUCGCCGGUUACGCGUGCAAUGGCAAGUUGCCCGACGCGGCGCCCCGCGCGCACCAGGUCAUCGUCAUGCGCCGUGGCGGGUGCUCGUUCUCGCAGAAGCUGGCGAAUAUCCCGUCGUUCGCGCCGGCGAGGGGCGCGCUGCAGCUCGUGGUCGUGGUUUCGGAUGAUAAGGUCGAGGAUGAAGAUGAUGAUCUAGAUGAGGGUAGAAACGAGAGAACAAGCAAUGGCAGGGGAGAGGGUAAGCGCUGGGGUGGAAGGGAGGGCGAAAAGGAUGCGGCGAAUGUGGACUUCAUCAGGCCCCUGCUAGAUGAGACGCAGAAGACUCCCGCGGGCAUACAUCGGCAUCGGCCCAUUGCUAUGCUGAUGACGGGUGGCGGCGAGGAGGCGUACGAGUUGUUGAAGACGACGAGGAGCUUGGGGCUUAGGAGGAGGUACCAUGUUGAGAGUCAGGGACUGAAGAUAAGUAACUUGGUCGUGCUGUGA
Messenger RNA from Annulohypoxylon truncatum, 3255 nucleotides. RefSeq names its product glycoside hydrolase family 47 protein. Gene Ontology annotation, molecular function: mannosyl-oligosaccharide 1,2-alpha-mannosidase activity; calcium ion binding. Gene Ontology annotation, cellular component: membrane; endoplasmic reticulum. The record is from RefSeq and is a predicted model, not a curated record. The transcript has 2 exons. Bases 1 to 3255 code for a protein of 1084 amino acids. Lineage: Eukaryota; Fungi; Ascomycota; Sordariomycetes; Xylariales; Hypoxylaceae. Gene Ontology annotation, biological process: mannose trimming involved in glycoprotein ERAD pathway; endoplasmic reticulum mannose trimming; carbohydrate metabolic process.